CCCGCUAGAUUGGAUCAAAAAUUAAUGGCGGGCUGGGGAUGUUUUUGGGGCCAGGGACUUUUAAUAUUUGGGGGCAGCAAUUAAUUGAUGGGGGAAGUGUUUUGGACGGAAUAUUUUGUGAAAGAAAUGACACUAGGAAUAAUUGGAGGGGGCCGGAGAAUAAAAGGCAGCAAGCGGAAUUCUCUUGGGAGGUGUGGAAAUCUUUGGAGAAAAAAAGAAUUGGCAGCGCGGAGCUGGGACGAGAAUUCUUUUUGGGCGGAGCGAGCAGCUUGUUGCGGCGAUCGUGCAGAGCAGCGGGAAGCAAUUAUCAGUAUUUGUUUUCUUUUGCUUUGCUUCGUAACAUGAUGAUUAUGAACACGAUUGUUUGUUUUAUUUUUGUCAUGAACUAAACCCUGAUUUCUAGGGGAAACACCAUAGGAUGCAGCUAUUUCUAGAUUUGAUGGAUUGAUUCAUAUCUCUUUUCUUCCAAACUCUAUUGCAUGAAAUUACUUAUUGCUUUGUGUUGACUGGCCACCAAUACAGUGAUUUGUAGUUAAUUAGGUUAUUAGCGACAAUGAAACCCUAAUAACUUAACAUAUUUCAUGUGACAUAGUAACUUAUCGAAGCGACAGUGGAUUAAAUAAGAUGUUAUGCGGUCUUGAUUGGGAUAUCGUUCUUCAGGCUAAAUAGUUAAGUCAUUGAGCUACGAGAGUAGGAUUUGAUUUAAUUGUUUAGUACGUAGUAAUUCCCGACAGGGAUAGCUAGCACAAUAGUGAUAUCCUGGCUGUAGAGAUAUGGAUUAAAUUGAUUGGAAUAUGUGAAUUAAUCUGGAUAGGAUAGGUAGGGAGUCCCGGUGUUUCUCCCAGAGCUUUCUCUGUUGAUGACUCCCGACAGUUUUCAUUUAGUUACUUUGUUUAUUUUAUUUUGCUUUUAGAAAUUAGUCUCAUUAAACUAUUUUCACCUAUAGUUUGCUUUAUAAAAUUGAUAGAAUAUAAGGUUGUACCAGUCCCUGAGAGACGAUACCCGGUCUUUCCGGUUUACUACGAGAUAGGAAUUGAAGCUAUACGCUUUUGCCCUAUCAAGGUUUUGGCGCCGUUGCCGGGGACUGCCCUACCUUAUUUUUGUUGAUUUUUGUGAGUGAACUAUUUUGAUCUGGGUGUUAGUGUGCAGAAGAAUUUUCAGGUUUAUCCUCCUCGUGCAUGCCUAGAAGGACGACUGGCAAUUUACUGCCACUAGAUCCGGAGAUUGAGAAGACCUGCCGUUAGUACAAGAAGCAGGUCAAGUUAGGGAAGAAGCCAACCACAACUACUAGGCCUUCCCAAACCAAGAGAGGCAGGCUUCAUCACUUGUCGUCCCUACACCACCACCACCACCUCGUGACAUCGAGCCUGUCAUCAUGGCAGACCAGGAUCGUUCGAUCAGGGCUCGCUUGAAUCGAAAGACUGGAGCCCGAGUUUCAUGUGUUGUCAUUCCGGCUGGGAUGCAACCAUGGAAAUUACCCCAACAUUCAUCAAUAUGAUCACCAAUGGGUAUAAUUUCUCAGGGUCUAGUACUGAGGAUCCUCAUGAACAUCUUUGCCGGUUCGCGAGCAUUUGUGAUACGAUGAAGAGACCGACUGUGUCUGAUGAUGCAAUCCGUCUUCGGAUGUUCUCAUUAUCUCUGAUAGGGAAUGCAUCACACUGGUUCUAGAACCUAACACCCCGUUCCAUCACGACAUGGGGUCAGCUUGAGAAGACCUUUUUGGAUAAGUACUUUCCUCCUGCCAAGGCAAUGAAGAGGCAAGAGGAAAUUGUUACUUUUAAACAAGUUGAAGACGAGAGUCUGACCGAGGCAUGGGAGCGCUAUAAGGGGCUUUUAAUGAGAUUCCCAAGUCAUGGUCUUGAAGAAUGGAACGUGAUCUAUAUUUUCUUCAACGGAAUCAGAAGACAAUUCCGAGAUGCUCUGAAUAAUGCUUCCCGAAAUGGUUUCACAAGGAUGGAAGCACCAGAAGCAUAUGAACUAGUGGAGAAGAUAUGUUCUGAAGAUACUGAAUGGGGUAGUGAGACCAGCAUUCGAAGGAGAGGAGGUUUGCAUGAGAUAGACAGAGUUGCAAGUUUAGAAGCAAAGAUUGUUGCUAAGCUGGAUUCCAAGUUCGAUGCACUCGAACGAAGGCUGGCUAAGAUGACUCUUGGUAGAAAAGAGGAGGUUGCUUCAUGUGAACUUUGCGAGGGUACUCAUCAUAGGGAUACGUGUCCACUGGGAGCUGCUUAGUUGGAAGAUGUCCAAUAUAUCAAUAAUCCGCGAAGUCAGGGCCAGGGUGGUAUGUAUUCAAAUACAUAUAACCCUCAAUGGAGACAUCACCCCAACAUGUCAUGGUCGAAUAAUAACCCAACUGGUGUUCAAAAUAUCCCACCUCCUGGUUUUCAACAGCAGCAACCUCAACCAGAGAAGAAUCCCCAGCUGGAGGAGUUGAUUUUGGCUCAUAUGCAGAAGACAGACAAUAAUUUCAAGGGUCUUGAUCAAUUUGUCACUUAACAGCUAGCCAUCAACAAUAAUAAGCAAUCAUCUAUGCUAGCUAUGGAGAGGCAAAUAGGCCAGAUGGCUCAAACUUUGGCAGAUAUUCAGGGUAGGAUUCCAGGGACUUUACCAGCAAAUACUGAGAGGAAUCCAAAGGACGCCAUGGUUGUAGCAGUCACAUUGAGGAGUGGGAAGGAGUUGGAGGAUCCAAAGAGCAAGAAAAAUUCGGUAGAAAAGGAGGAAGAAAGUGCAAAAGCUGAAAAAAUCUUACUUGCAGAGGCAAACUGCAUGCAAUCUGCCUGUGCAUGAGCAUUCUGCCUGUGCAACUCCAAAAGUGGAAAAACUCAAGAAUGAAGAGGUAAAUUCUUAUGAACCUCCCGCACCAUUCCCUCAAAGGUUAAUGAAGCCCAUGGAAGACUCAAACUUCAAGAAAUUUGUGAAUCUCUUCAAGCAACUUCAUAUCAACAUACCGUUGGCAGAGGCACUUGAACAAAUGCCUACAUAUGCUAAAUUUUUAAGGGAGUUGCUGACGAAGAAGCGCAAAUGGGAUGAUCUAUAGAAGGUAACCCUUACUUCUGAAUGUAGUGCUGUGAUUCAGAAUAAAUUACCAAAAAAGAGGGAUGAUCCGGGCAGCUUCACCAUUCCAUGUGUCAUUGGAGGUACAGAAUUCAAUAAAUCACUUUGUGAUCAUGGAGCAGGAAUUAAUUUGAUGCCAUACUCAGUCUACAAGAAAUUGGGAUUGGGAGAUGUUCUUAAGCCUACACGGAUCACUCUCCAAUUAGCCGAUCGAUCAGUGAAAAUUCCAAAGGGAGUGGUGGAGAAUGUAUUGGUGAAGGUGGGGAAGUUUAUUCUCCCAACAUAUUUUUUUGAUUUUGGAGAUGGAAGAAGAUCGGGGAGUGCCUCUCAUUCUUGGGAGAUGACUCACUUCUACUGUCACUCCAGGAAUUGGCCAAGUGACACCACUUCCUAAAGCGUAGUAUAGAGGGUUAGGUUUAUAUGUCAACCCGGGUCCUAGAUCUGAUGACUACUCAGUGAGUUCUUGUUAUCUAGCAAUGAAACUUUAAUGCAAGU
Molecule: messenger RNA, 3546 nt
Organism: Linum trigynum
Lineage: Eukaryota; Viridiplantae; Streptophyta; Magnoliopsida; Malpighiales; Linaceae
Source: the annotation of a GenBank genome assembly